Messenger RNA from Limulus polyphemus (Atlantic horseshoe crab), 3043 nucleotides. RefSeq lists its product as uncharacterized. The coding region runs from base 178 to 825 and encodes 215 amino acids. The record is from RefSeq and is a predicted model, not a curated record. The transcript has 5 exons. Lineage: Eukaryota; Metazoa; Arthropoda; Merostomata; Xiphosura; Limulidae.
AGUAAGCAUGUGUUAACUUGUCAGGAACGGUUUAUAACUUAAGUGAUUUGGCUAGUUGCGAUGGUUUUUCGUAGCAUGCUGUUUACACACAUAAAAAUUGUUAAUAUAUAUUAGUUUUUCCAGGAAAUUACUUCACUUGAAUUGUAAUGACUCGUUUAAAUGUGAAAUUUAAGACGCAUGAUAGAAUAUAUUUAUCCAAAGUACCAGGAAUUCGGUCGUGGAGUAUUCUUGUUGGUAAGUGCAUAUUCUACCGGAAUAUUAUCAUUAGGAAUAGGUGCUGGAUAUUAUGGUUCAGAUCAUUUUCUUUUGAAGAUUGGAUAUGUAAUUGGCUGUUUGGUUAUAGGACUGUCAUUCUUAGAAGCUUGGGAGAAAUGUGAUUUUGACAAAACCAAGGGAAGUGUGGUUCUUCAGAAGAGCAGCAUAUUUCACAAACUGCUGUGGCCAUUUGUAAACCCUCCAAGAACUGUGCUGAGCAUUGAAGACUUGCUGGAUGUACGCAUAGGCCAGGGACCAGCUAACUCUUCUCACAUUGAGCUGGUUUUAAAAUCGGGGAUAACACUACCCCUUACUGAUACUCCCACAACAGGGACUAUGAGUGAAUUAGAAUGCCUUGCUGAUCUCUUACGAUCAUUCUUAAAAAUUGGCCAAGUUGAAAAUCUCAAGUACCAGUACUGUGAUGAGGAUCUAAGCUUUUUUGACUCCAGUAGCAGUAGUAAUGGUGCCUCUGACAUGGAACAAAAUAAUUUGGAAGACGAACGUGAGCCUCAGGUGACGUGGGUUGUCCGUGAACAAGUUGCAACUGUUAACCUUGCUAGAGAAACCUAAGCUUUAGAGGCAUACUUAUGUUUUAUACUCUUUGUAUUUGCCUAAAGUUGUGUAUGAUACACAUUUCAUAGAAGCCAAAGGUAAGGCUUAAAUUGGGAGAGGGGGUUAUACCAGCAAAAUACCUGACAUGCUUAUACUACAUGCAAUGUAGCUAUCUAUUGUGAUUUGAUUUGGAACUAUGAUAAAAAAGAUUGAUGUAGUUAAGAAAUAACAUUUUUCUCUCUCUUUCUUUUUUUUCAAUUAUGAGUCUUGAAGUGUUUUUAUUAAAUGAAUGAAUUAUGGCAUUAAUUAUAAAUAAUGCCAUUGAAUGUUUUCUUAUUAAAUGUAUAUUGUUUUAAUGUUUUUGGCAAAUAAAACAUUUAUAAUUGGUUAAUCAAUGACAAAUUGUAGAACUAAAGUUCUAAAUUUAUUGCAAGCCAUAGUUUUUGAAAUGUAGUAUGCGUGUUCAUUUGGAGAAGUUUUUAUUUUCAUUAGAAUAUUUAUCAGUAGCCAAAAAUACAAUCAGUAGUUUAUUGCUAAUCAGCUUUUAAAAUCAAUGUAACUGGUAUUUCUGUGAUGAUAAAUGGUGCAUGCUUAUAGCUAGUGAGAGAUUUUUAUAAAUACGAGAAAGAAUAAUCAAGUUAUCAAACUAUAUGUUAAGUCAACUAACAAAGUAGAGAUUAUUGUAUGUGGGAGUUUAAAAAGCAUGCUUUUUAUUGUUAUGCAAGUUAACUUAGAAUGUAUCAAAUAUAUGAAUGAAAGAAAUGAUAUACAUUAGGUUAUUAAUUCAAUAUGUGUCAUGUAAUGUUAUUUGUUUUGUACUUAAGGAACAUUUUAUAUUAAUUACUUUUUUGCAUAUACAUGCAAUUCUACAUAGACAAGAAAGUCAUGCAACUUAGGCCAAAAAUUAACAUUAAAGUACUUUUUUAAGUCUGUUCUCAGUUAGAAUCUAAUUAUUAUUUAAAUACUAAUUACAUGAAUUAGAACAUUUCCAUUCAUAUGUCCACAGGACUAGGAAUUCAGUUUAGUAACCAACUGUAUUGGAAAGGCCAAUUUUUUGUUUAAAGCUGAUAGAAUCUUGUUAAUCAUGCAUGUGUGAAAACUGAUUAAGAAAUUUGAUCUCUUAAUUUGAUUUUUUUAUACCUUAAUAAUGGGUGUGCCAUAAACAAUGAGCUAAAGCCCCAUUAAAUGUUAUAUCUUUGGGAUGGGAUAUUUCACAUGUAAUUAUACAUUUUGGUUUCAAGAGUUCUGUUUAUCUAAACCUGAAAUUUCAAUUCAGCAAUGUUUUUUGUAGGACAGGAAACUCUAAGUAUUCAGAUAAUAUUGUUUGAAUUAUUUGAUAAAACAGACUACAGUACAUUGCAAUAAACUCUUACCUUGCUCCAGCAUCAUAUCAUGAUAUUUAAAUAAAAGAUGUCUUACUUUCUUAAAUGCAAAUACACUACCAUUUUUUAAAAGCUUCAGCUUUGUGAUCAUUAACAGAAAAUGUAGGAAUUAAAACAACUUAUUUUAGGCCACUUAUGUAUUUAUUAAGGUUUUGUUCAAUUAAAUGUGUUAUUUAGAAUAAGAAACCUAAUCUGUUCAUAGUUUUCACAUAAUAUAUAGUAAAAUAUAUUUUGUGUUUUUGAUAAGUAAUGAAAGUGUCACAUUAUGAUUAACUUUUGAUCAAAGCAAGUUGCCUAAUUAUAUCACAAUUAAUAAUUAACCCAGUAAUGAAAUAAGUAAUUUAACAUACUGAUCUUACUAGGAGUAUGCAAAGUCAUAAAACAAAAAGUUGCAUGGAUUAGAAUUCACUGAUUCAUCAUUUGUUUAAUCUUGCUGUUAGAUAUGUGGGUUAGUUCUAAGUCUAUACACUGAGCUAACAAUGCAAAUUAAGCUUCAUAACAAAAAAUAUAUAAUGAAAAAGAAAUAUAUUAAACAUUUUAACCCAUGAUAUUAAUGAAAGUAACAUGAGAGAGAUAAUAGAAUAAAAGUCUACUGGAACUGUAUCAGGAAAUAUGCUAGUACUAGCAGAGACCUGCAAAACAUUUGCAGUCAAAGUAGUAUGUUUAUUGCAAGAGUACUUCUUUAAAUACAGAAUUUAUAGAAUAACACAAAAGAAUUGUAAUUGCAGACAUCAAAAUCUAUAAGUCCACUGGUCUUAGGCCUAUUGCUAGUUAAGCCUUUAUUAAGUAUGGCCUAUAUUCGAUAAAGAGAUAAAUUAACACUGUAACUUGUAUACAUUUUUUGCUUUAGUUUA